AUUUUAUUUUAAAAAAGCCGGGAACGACCAUCUUUCUUUCGUCGGCGAUUUUUCAGAGAUUACCAGAGAGACAGCGAGAAACAUUUCUUUCGGCGAUGGAAGCAUUUCUUAAGGAAUUCGGAGAUUAUUAUGGAUACCCAGAUGGUCCCAAGAACAUUCAAGAGAUCCGCGACACCGAAUUCAAGAGAUUAGAUAAAGGUGUUGUAUACUUGGAUCAUGCUGGUUCUACUUUGUAUUCUGAGUUGCAGAUGGAAUAUAUUUUUAAGGACUUCACAAGCAAUGUUUUUGGAAAUCCACAUAGUCAAAGUGAUAUCAGUUCGGCCACCAGUGACCUUAUAGCGGAUGCUCGACAUCAGGUGCUUGAAUACUUUAAUGCAUCUCCUGAAGAUUACAGUUGCUUAUUCACCUCCGGAGCCACAGCAGCGCUGAAGCUUGUCGGAGAGACUUUUCCGUGGACCCAAGACAGUAAUUUUUUGUAUACCAUGGAGAAUCACAACAGUGUACUUGGUAUUAGGGAAUAUGCAUUAGCUCAAGGUGCUUCAGCAUGUGCAGUGGAUAUUGAAGAGGCAGCUAACCAACCAGGCCAGCUUACAAAUUCAGGACCAUCUAUCAAGGUAAAGCAUCGUGCUGUGCAGAUGAGAAACACUUCUAAACUCCAAAAGGAAGAGUCAAGAGGAAAUGCCUAUAAUCUAUUUGCUUUCCCCUCGGAGUGCAAUUUUUCUGGCCUGAGGUUUAAUCUAGAUCUGGUGAAGUUGAUGAAAGAAAAUACUGAGACCGUGCUACAAGGCUCCCCCUUUAGCAAGAGCAAGCGGUGGAUGGUCUUGAUUGAUGCUGCAAAGGGUUGUGCUACACUACCACCUGAUUUAUCGGAGUAUCCUGCAGAUUUUGUUGUUCUGUCAUUCUACAAGUUAUUUGGUUAUCCUACUGGGCUUGGCGCUCUCCUUGUACGGAAUGAUGCAGCCAAAUUGCUCAAAAAGACUUAUUUUAGUGGAGGCACUGUUGCUGCUUCAAUUGCUGACAUCGACUUUGUAAAAAGAAGGGAAAGGGUGGAGGAGUUUUUUGAGGAUGGUUCUGCUUCAUUCCUGAGCAUAGCAGCCAUCCGUCAUGGCUUCAAAUUACUCAAGUCGCUUACACCUUCUGCAAUUUGGAUGCACACAACGUCACUUUCCAUAUAUGUGAAAAAGAAGCUUCAGGCUUUACGACAUGGAAACGGGGCUGCUGUAUGUGUUCUGUAUGGCAGUGAAAAUCUGGAGUUAUCUUCACAUAAAUCAGGCCCAACGGUUACAUUCAACUUGAAAAGACCUGAUGGCUCUUGGUUUGGCUACUUGGAGGUGGAGAAGCUUGCUUCUUUAUCUGGAAUUCAGUUACGGACAGGAUGUUUUUGCAAUCCUGGCGCAUGUGCAAAGUAUCUCGAGUUAUCCCAUUCUGAGCUACGGUCUAAUGUAGAGGCUGGGCAUAUUUGCUGGGAUGACAAUGAUGUGAUAAAUGGAAAACCAACAGGGGCUGUUAGGGUUUCGUUUGGUUAUAUGUCAACCUUUGAAGAUGCCAAGAAAUUUAUUGAUUUCAUCAUAAGUUCAUUUGCUUCACCUCCAAAGAAGACUGGGAAUGGAACCGUCGUCAGUGGAAGGUUUCCUCAACUUCCUAGUGAAGACCUUGAAAGUAAAGAAUCUUUUCCAAGCCACUACCUUAAGUCAAUUACUGUAUACCCGAUCAAGUCAUGUGCUGGAUUUUCUGUGAUACGUUGGCCACUUUGCAGAACAGGCCUGCUGCAUGAUCGAGAAUGGAUGGUUCAGGGUCUGACCGGUGAAAUUCUUACCCAAAAGAAGGUGCCUGAGAUGUCUCUUAUAAAAACCUUUAUCGACCUUGAGGAAGGACUACUGUCUGUAGAAUCUUCUCGCUGCGAAGACAAGUUGCACAUCAGAAUCAAGUCUGAUUCAUAUAACCCGAGGAACGAUGAGUUUGAUUCACAUGCCAACAUACUUGAAAACCGUAAUGAGGAAACUAGAAUCAAUCGUUGGUUCACCAAUGCCAUUGGUCGACAAUGCAAGUUGCUACGGUAUUCUAGCUCUACUUCCAAAGACUGCUUGAACAGAAACAAGAGUCCUGGUUUGUGCAGAGAUUUGGAAAGCAAUAUCAACUUUGCUAAUGAAGCUCAGUUCUUGUUAAUCUCCGAGGAGAGUGUUGCUGACCUAAACAGAAGAUUAGAAGCAAGUACGUUUCCAUGUCCUUUUCAUCUUACAUCUUUUUCCUUUUCGCUUGAUAAAAACUGAUUUGGUUGCAGAAGACGAGGAUUACAAACGGGCUCAUGAAAAACUCAAUCCACAUAGGUUCAGACCAAAUCUGGUUAUAUCUGGAGGUGAACCAUACGGGGAAGAUAAAUGGAAAACUGUCAAGAUAGGAGACAAUCAUUUCACAUCAUUGGGCGGUUGUAACCGGUGCCAGAUGAUAAACAUAAGUAAUGAAGCUGGACUAGUGAAGAAAUCCAAUGAGCCCUUAACAACUUUAGCUUCAUAUAGGAGAGUAAAGGGAAAGAUCUUGUUUGGAACGCUUUUGAGAUACGAGAUUGAUGAGAAAAGACAAUGUUGGAUUGGAGUUGGGGAAGAAGUUAAUCCAGAUAUUGAAUAAGUUCAAGCUUGUGUGUAUUAUCGUCUACUAUACAUAAAAAUAAACAUAUGGAGAAGCAUCAAAAGUAUAAACAUAUGGAGAAGCGUCAAAAGCAUAUGAGAACAAAUCUGUUACUGGACCUGUAUACCAUUGUAUUACUCCUUCAAGAUUGUAGAGAAGAACAAUAUAGCUCAGACUCUGGAAUCUUGCUCUUAUACCAAAAACUGUAAUACUGAAAAUCAAACUUGAUGUAAUACUAUAAUAGAGAAGAAUAAUACCAAGGUUAAUUGCCUUUUUGCUUCAUAAAC
Molecule: messenger RNA, 2912 nt
Organism: Arabidopsis thaliana (thale cress)
Lineage: Eukaryota; Viridiplantae; Streptophyta; Magnoliopsida; Brassicales; Brassicaceae
Gene: ABA3
Product: molybdenum cofactor sulfurase (LOS5) (ABA3)
Exons: 20
Coding region: 96-2270 (724 amino acids)
Biological process (GO): Mo-molybdopterin cofactor biosynthetic process
Molecular function (GO): catalytic activity; lyase activity; molybdenum ion binding
Source: RefSeq, marked reviewed